Orbilia oligospora ATCC 24927 is the source of this 1416-nucleotide messenger RNA. RefSeq lists its product as uncharacterized. Lineage: Eukaryota; Fungi; Ascomycota; Orbiliomycetes; Orbiliales; Orbiliaceae. The transcript has 4 exons. The record is from RefSeq and is a predicted model, not a curated record. The coding region runs from base 1 to 1416 and encodes 471 amino acids. Gene Ontology annotation, molecular function: catalytic activity; iron-sulfur cluster binding.
AUGUUUCUCAACCAUAGUUUUAAAACUUUAGUCAGAAAUCGACAUCCAUUUCUUCUAAGAUGCUAUAGUAACAUAUCCCCAGCCUUCAACCCUCCAUCAUCAGCACCGGCUCCUAUAAUCCCAGUGCCAGCCUACCAAAAUCUCGAACGAGAACCAUACUGGCAGAAAAUACCACAAUGGAAAUCCAUAAAAGAAGAAGAAUUCUUAAAAUAUAGCUGGCAAAUAGCAAACACCGUCCAAUCCACCCCCAAACUCUUCAACUUCCUCGAAUCCGUCCUGCCGUCAAAAAUCCCACACAAUGAUAUCUCACAAUCAAAUACCCAAAUAUCCUCACAAGAGGAAUUUAUCCUAGACGUCAUGGAAGGAAUAAACUUGGCUCCAAUGUCGACUCGUUUAACUCCCCAUACCCUGAGUCGUAUCGAUUGGAUAAAUAACCCUCUCGGGGACCCACUAAGGAAACAAUUCAUCCCAAUGAAAUCAUCAGUACUGCCCGAUCACCCAAAGUUGACGCUUGACUCUCUUGGUGAAACGAAUGAUUCUCCUGUACAGGGUCUAGUACAUCGAUAUCCUGAUAAAGCACUUUUCCUAGCAAUAUCUGUCUGCCCCGUCUACUGCCGCUUCUGCACCCGCUCCUACUCUAUCGGCGGCGAAACCCCUUCCACCAAAAAAUCCCGCUUCCUCCCCACCCGCAAACGUUGGUCCAAAGUCUUCGACUACAUCGCCUCAACCCCAUCUCUCCACGACAUAGUCAUCUCCGGCGGUGACGCAUACUACUUAGACCCGCAACAAAUCCUCGAAAUCGGCCAACACCUCCUUUCGAUCCCCCACAUCCGUCGUAUACGUUACGCCAGUAAAGGCCUAGCCGUAUGUCCCAGUAGAAUACUAGAUGGUGAAGAUUCCUGGGCAGAGACUUUGGUACAGGUUUCGGCCGCCGCGAGGAUGAUGGGUAAGUCCGUGGCGUUGCAUACACAUUUUAACCAUCCGAAUGAGAUUACUUGGGUUACGAAACUUGCGGCGCAGAGGUUGUAUGAAAGUGGAGUUACGGUUAGAAAUCAGACGGUGCUGUUGAGAGGGGUGAAUGAUGAUUGUGAGACUAUGAAGGGUUUGAUACAUGGUUUGGCGGAGAUGAAUAUUCAACCCUAUUACGUCUACCAGGGGGAUAUGGUACGAGGAGUAGAAGACCUGAGAACGCCGUUACACAAAAGCCUUGAACUAGAAAGAAACAUAAGGGGCACAAUUGCGGGCUUUAUGAUGCCGCAAUUCGUCGUUGAUCUCCCAGCGGGCGGUGGGAAGAGAUUGGUCUCCUCGUAUGAUAGUUACGAUAGAAAAACGGGUGUGUCGAGAUUCACUGCGCCGGGUGUUAAAGGAACAAAUACCUUUGAGUAUCAUGAUCCGGUAUGGUCUGUAGCGGCUUAA